AUGGCCCAAACCACAGCUUACAAGCCGCCCGGACAUGAAGACAUCGUGGGCUGCCAAUUCGUGCUAUUCGAAUGGGCUGAAAGUUAUGAUAGCAAGGACUGGGGCCGUCUCGCCAAGUGUGUCGCCCCAACACUGCACAUUGACUACAGCUCCGUCAUGGGCCAAGAAUGGAAAUCAAUGCCUGCAGACGACUUUGUAGCGCUCGCUUCGAGCCCAAAGUUCCUUGGCAACGCACGAAUCAAGACGCAGCAUUUCAUCGGCGCUUCGCAAUGGGUGCAGAGGAGUGAGGACGCAAUUAUAGGCUAUCACCAAAUGCGUGUAGCGCACCAAAAGUAUAGUGACGAUACGCUAACUGAGGUUCUGGCCAAGGGUCAUGCGCAUGGUAAGGCAACUAUAAAGUACCAGAAAGUCGAUGGCGUGUGGAAGUUUGCAGGGUUGGAGCCGGAUAUUCGAUGGGGAGAGUUUGAUGUUGAGAAGAUUUUUCACGAGUAG
Molecule: messenger RNA, 492 nt
Organism: Talaromyces atroroseus
Lineage: Eukaryota; Fungi; Ascomycota; Eurotiomycetes; Eurotiales; Trichocomaceae
Product: Scytalone dehydratase
Exons: 3
Coding region: 1-492 (163 amino acids)
Biological process (GO): melanin metabolic process
Molecular function (GO): scytalone dehydratase activity
Source: RefSeq, a predicted model, not a curated record